This is a messenger RNA of Struthio camelus australis, 965 nucleotides long. RefSeq names its product uroplakin 3A (gene UPK3A). The record is from RefSeq and is a predicted model, not a curated record. Lineage: Eukaryota; Metazoa; Chordata; Aves; Struthioniformes; Struthionidae. Gene Ontology annotation, cellular component: plasma membrane. Gene Ontology annotation, biological process: urea transport; water transport.
AUGAGAGGCAAUUGGGUUGUAUUAGCCUUUUGCUCUCUGGGGCAGCUGUGUGCAGAUCAGAGCCUGAAACCUCAGAUUGCAGUCCCUCAGCUUGCUACAAACAAUCCCACCCUUACUACAGUUGCUCUAGAGAAACCUUUCUGUAUGUUUGAUAGCUCACUAAGCCCAAAUAAAUCUUAUGCUGUCUACUUGUAUGCAAUGAUGGAAUCAGCAAGUACAAUAAGCUCACUGGUGACUGACAACAGCAACAAACCACUUGACAGCACGUUUCAGCAAACAAGUGGGGGACGGCUUGGACCUUACAAGGCUGCCUUGUUCAAUGUACCCAACUGCGCAUCACCCCCAGACCUUGCUGAUGCAGGAGACAUCAAAAAAGUUUCUGAUGUCCUCAAACAAUACCUCUUCAGAGUUGGGGGUGAUGGGACUUGUUUGUAUGACCCAAACUUCCUAGAUGUCUGUAACCCACCUCUCACUCCAGAUACAACAUACAGAUUUAAAUACAUAUUGGUAGAUAACACUGACGGUAUCAUGAAAGACCAGACUCUGUGGUCUGAUCCAAUCAAAACCAGACGAGUUAAACUUCCCCUGAAAAUUGAUACCUGGCCUGGUCGAAGGAGUGGAGGCAUGAUUGUCGUUACGUCGAUCCUAAGUGUUUUUAUGUUCCUUCUGCUUGCUGGCUUUCUUGCUUCUGUGUCCUCUGCUGUCAAGGGAUUAGAAGAUUCUUCUGCAGAGACAAGGCACAUGUCUCAGACUACUCUGCCAAGUGAACCCAGGCCACAGGUGAGCUCUGAGUGAACAAACAGCCUGCUGCAAGUCAAGGUUGGAAACACAACUCAAUCGCUACAUGUGCUAGACCUAAAGGAUCGUCUUUUUUACUCCACGUUGGCUCAAAGCAAGCUACAGUAUGCCACCAGGCAACUGGAGCCGAAAGGCGCACAUGACAUACGGAAAAUCUUUUUCUGAAA